Molecule: messenger RNA, 2028 nt
Organism: Leptopilina boulardi
Lineage: Eukaryota; Metazoa; Arthropoda; Insecta; Hymenoptera; Figitidae
Gene: sax
Product: activin receptor type-1-like
Exons: 7
Coding region: 251-1951 (566 amino acids)
Biological process (GO): protein phosphorylation; dorsal/ventral pattern formation; cellular response to growth factor stimulus
Cellular component (GO): extracellular region; BMP receptor complex; plasma membrane
Molecular function (GO): metal ion binding; transforming growth factor beta receptor activity, type I; toxin activity
Source: RefSeq, a predicted model, not a curated record
AAAUCCAUUAUACUGUCAAAUUGAAGGUCACAUUAUGUAAAAACAAACUACUUAAAUCAUAUGGUUUUUGAACCACAUUAAACAUUACAUAAGUGCUCCUUUCAAAUUAUAAUUAUUAUUCCCAGUUAAAGCUAUUGAAUUUCAAUAUUAAUUUAACAUGUUUAUUGAUAUUAAAAUAGUUGAAAAUAAUGAUAGAUAAGCUUACUAAAACUUGACUUCCACAGUCCCAUUGUUUUGACGCUCUCCAAAAAUGGCGGAUGCUAUAUUUAUCACACAUUUUGUGCUAUUGUUGACAUUUAAAAUAUGUUCAGGAGGAAGACACAGAACGUCUUUACAAGAAGAUGAUAAUUCUCUUGAUGAUGAAGAUGUUAAAGAGCAAUCGGAUUUACUUGAACAUAGUUUAAGUAGACUUGGAACACAAAAACGAUUUAAAUGUUAUUUCUGUGAAAAUUCAGAAUGUGUCGAACCUCAAUUAUGUCACGAUGCUGUUGUGUGCUGGAAAUCAAGAGUGAGAGAAAAAGAUGGAGUUGAACGAGUAACGCGAGGAUGUUCAAAAUCCGAUGACGAGAAAAUGUUUACUUGUACAAAAAAAUCAAGUCAAGUUCUCGUCGAUUGUUGUUAUUCGGAUUUAUGUAAUAAUGGACCAUUUCCAGUUUUAGAUGAUUUAACAGCUGGUACCGAGGGAGAGGAUUAUUUGCUAAAAUUAAUUUUAGCAAUACUAGGACCCAUAAUUGGUUUGGGAAUUAUUACUUGUGGAAUAUUUUUCUGCCUUCUAGCACGUAAAACACGUGGUAAAAGACCUACGGCUACUAAGAGAAAUAAAUUACUUAUUGACGCAGAAAUGGGACCUUCUAUUCUUCAUUUUACUUCGACAUCGCCGGCAUCGACGAAUUAUCAACCUUAUGAAUUGAGAGCAACUGCGGCGGGUGAUAGUACUCUAAAGGAAUAUUUGGAUGGAAGAAGUUUAACGAGUGGAUCAGGAUCAGGCCUUCCAUUAUUGGUACAAAGAACUUUAGCUAAACAAGUGGCACUUGUUGAAUGUCUUGGCAGUGGUGGUGGUUUUGGCGGUGAAAUAUGGCGCGGCAUAUGGCAUGGUGAAAAUGUUGCUGUGAAAAUUUAUUUUUCACGUGACGAAACAGCAUGGACACGUGAAACUGAAGUCUAUUCACAAUUAUUACCAUCGCGACAUGAUAAUAUUCUUGGUUAUGUUGGUAGCGAUAUGACAAGUCGUGCAAGUUGUACACAAUUGUGGUUGGUGACACAUUAUCAUGAACUUGGUUCAUUGUUUGAUAAUUUAAGUCAUUCACCACAUCCAUUGACGCAUCAUCAAUCAUUUAAUAUUUGCCUGAGCAUUGUCAAUGGUUUACUUUAUUUACAUACGGAAAUUCAUGGCACAAAGGGAAAGCCAGCUAUGGCACAUCGUAAUCUUAAGUCGAAAAAUAUUCUCGUCAAAAAUAAUGGCGCUUGUGUUAUUGCUGAUUUUACAUUGGCAGUGACGCAAGAUCGUUUAAUGGCUGAUACUGUUGAUCUUCGUCAGGGUACAAGACGUUAUAUGAGUCCUGAAUUUCUUGAACAAACGGUCAAUUUAGAAUGUUUGGAAAGCUUUAGACGGGCCGAUAUUUACAGUCUUGGUCUCAUUUUUUGGGAAGUUUGUCGUAGAUGUGUUAGCAAUGGUGUUGCUUUGGAAUAUGCUGCACCAUUUUACGAAUGGCUAUCAAAUAGCAGUCAGGAUCCUUCAAUAGAAGAAAUGCGAAAACUAGUUUCACUUGAUCAACGAAGGCCGCCACUUCCAAACAGAUGGCAUUCAGAUGCUACACUUGCUGGAAUGGGAAAAUUAAUGCGAGAGUGCUGGCAUGGAAAACCAGCGGCACGACUUCCAAUACUCAGAGUAAAAAAGACUCUCGUUAAGCUGGCUGCUAACGAUUCACGUGUUCAUUUACCUCUCGACUGACCAGUGAUCAUCCAAUUGAAUUCCACUUCUUUCACGUAUUUAUUUUUAUUAUUAUUAAAUAAUUCUUUCUUCCUUGA